AUGUUGGGGAUUUUAAGGCAAAAAGUGGGAGCUGGAAGCUCAUCUGCUAUGAUUUUGGGGCAGUCCGUGCAGAGGAUCCGCCCCACCACAUCGGCAUUGAGAGCGUUUUCAUCUUCCGCAAAAGAGAUGACAGUGAGGGAUGCUUUAAACUCUGCACUCGAUGAGGAAAUGUCUGCAGACCCGAAAGUGUUCUUGAUGGGUGAAGAGGUUGGGGAAUACCAAGGUGCUUACAAGAUAUCCAAAGGACUUCUCGACAAGUAUGGCCCUGACAGAGUUCUUGAUACCCCCAUCACGGAGGCUGGGUUCACUGGGAUUGGAGUUGGUGCUGCUUACUAUGGUUUGAAACCUGUUGUAGAGUUUAUGACCUUUAACUUCUCAAUGCAGGCAAUUGACCACAUCAUCAAUUCUGCUGCAAAAUCAAAUUAUAUGUCUGCAGGCCAAAUAAAUGUACCCAUUGUUUUCAGAGGACCAAACGGUGCUGCUGCUGGUGUUGGUGCCCAGCACUCUCAAUGUUAUGCAGCAUGGUAUGCUACUGUCCCUGGGUUGAAAGUUUUGACCCCUUAUUCAUCUGAAGAUGCUCGUGGGCUCCUAAAGGCUGCCAUUAGGGACCCUGAUCCUGUUGUUUUCCUUGAGAAUGAGUUGCUAUAUGGUGAGUCAUUUCCUGUUUCAGCUGAAGUUCUUGAUUCCAGUUUUUGCCUUCCAAUAGGGAAAGCUAAGAUUGAGAAAGAAGGAAAGGAUGUCACUAUUACAGCUUUUUCAAAAAUGGUCGGCUAUGCUCUGCAGGCGGCUGAGAUACUCGCUAAGGAAGGAAUCAGUGCUGAGGUCAUAAAUUUGCGGUCAAUUCGUCCUCUGGACAGGAACACCAUCAAUGCUUCGGUCAGGAAAACCAACAGGCUGGUAACAGUUGAAGAAGGGUUUCCUCAGCAUGGUGUUGGUGCUGAAAUCUGCACAUCUGUUGUUGAGGAUAGCUUUGGCUAUCUUGAUGCACCGGUUGAGAGGAUUGCUGGGGCUGAUGUUCCGAUGCCUUAUGCUGCUAAUUUGGAGAGAUUGGCUGUUCCUCAGGUAGAAGAUAUUGUUCGUGCGGCAAAGAGAGCGUGCUACAGAUCGGCGUCAUUGGCUGCAAGUGCUUAA
Prunus armeniaca (apricot) is the source of this 1131-nucleotide messenger RNA. NCBI's taxonomy places the organism in Eukaryota, Viridiplantae, Streptophyta, Magnoliopsida, Rosales, Rosaceae. The record is from the annotation of a GenBank genome assembly.